AUGAUUGGCCACACAGUACUCCUGGAGGCUGACGUGGACAUUGCUGCCAUCCUCGCCACUCACGGCUUCGCUCCCACCAAUCACGCGCUGCCACGCGAGCGUGGCGAGCGUUCGGUUGUUGCGAACAGCAACGAGGCAGCCACUCAGCGAGAGGCACAGGAGGGUGUGAUUGGACGAGACGGAGAGGCGGCCCUCAUUGGGCGAGAAGGAGAGGAGGUAGCAGGAGGGGAGCCUUCUGCAGCUGUUCCGACCCAGGCGUUGCGGGGAGGUGGGGGAGCUGGGGGGUCUGAAGCUCCUCUGCGAGAGCAGAAGGACUUGCAGGCAGUUGAAGGGCAGAAGAUGGGGGAUCGUACAGAGGAUGGGAGUGGGAGGGGCGAAGGAGACGGUGAGGGGGAGAGACGGCAAGGUGAAGCGAGGAGGAGGAGGAGGAAAAGGAAGAGCGGGAGGCAGCUGAGGGGGAGGGAGCUGGAGCGGCUGUAUGAGGAGGUUGGGCGAAGCAUGGACACGUGGCGGACGCUGGUGUCGCCACUGGUGGUGGGCGAAGGCAACCUGCAGCUCGUGCAGCAAGAGUCUUCUUUUCUUCCUUCUGUCUCCGCUAUCCGCUGGUCUCAGCUCAAUUGUGACUUGAUUGAAGCGUGCUGUUUGCUGCCUGACGCACGGCAUCUACUGAUUCGCACUCUCUUACCCGACUCCAUUCUCCUUUCUCCUUCCUCCGCUGUCUGUCACCCCCCCUGUGUCCCUCCCUUUCUGUCCCGCCCUCUCUGCCCCUCCCUCUCCGCCCCUCCCUCUCUGUCCCGCCCUCUCUGCCCCUCCCUCUCUGUCCCGCCCACUCUGCCCCUCCCUCUCUGUCCCGCCCUCUCUGUCCCUCCCUUUCUGUCCCACCCUCUCUGCCCCUCCCUCUCCGCCCCUCCCUCUCCGCCCCUCCCUCUCUGUCCCGCCCACUCUGCCCCUCCCUCUCCGCCCCUCCCUCUCCGCCCCUCCCUCUCUGUCCCGCCCACUCUGCCCCUCCCUCUCUGCCCCUCCCUCUCCGCCCCUCCCUCUCUGUCCCGCCCACUCUGCCCCUCCCUCUCUGCCCCUCCCUCUCCGCCCCUCCCUCUCUGUCCCGCCCUCUCUGUUCCGCCCUCGCUGGUCCCCGUCCUCGCACCACCAGCAGGCCCAGCAUCCCAAUCGCAGUGUGCUCUGUACAUGAGGGGAUUCAAGUGUCGCUGUCUUGCGCACCCCAGCUUCUGGCUCCAGGAAUCUCUGGCAGAGCUUGUGGAAAGCUUUGGUCAUGUCAAGGCGUCGCCCCGUGCCUUAUACGAGCUGCUCAAAGAGGGGGGGCCCGCGCUAGUGUUCCCUGGGGGCUCCAAAGAGACGUGCCGCCUCAAGGGUGAGAGGUAUCAGCUGAGGUGGGGAAUUGGCGAGGGCAACAGAGGCAGCAGCGGCGGCAGUGGCGACGGUGGCAUGAUGCGCAUGGCAGCGAAGCUCAACGCCAUCAUUGUGCCCUUUGCCAUGGUCGGCGCUGACGACGCUUUUGACAUUGCUCUAGACCGGAACGACCUGCUGGCCUCUCCUCUGGGAAAGCCCUUCCGCUCCGUGUACGAGUCGCUCAGCCUUGAUCCAGACACUGAUAUAAGCCCUGUCACAACCCUUCCCGGCACCAGCCUCCCGAGUCUAAUUCCCCUUCCCAGUCGCCUGGAGAGAGUGUAUUUCUACUUCGGCACACCAAUUGACUUCAAGAACCUUCCACCAUCUGCAAUAAAGGUGCAUGGUGCGGCAUGCAGUGGAGAAGGGUAUCAACCACCUGCUGACGUUGAGAGAGACCGAUCCG
Messenger RNA from Closterium sp. Naga37s-1, 1810 nucleotides. Lineage: Eukaryota; Viridiplantae; Streptophyta; Zygnematophyceae; Desmidiales; Closteriaceae. The record is from the annotation of a GenBank genome assembly.